AGGCUGGCCGCUAGGCUAUCACGCAUAUCCUCUCUGCCCUCCUCUCAGCGCGCUGUACUUGUAAGUAGCAGGUGUUUAAAAACGGUGUUCAUUUCUUAGCCAGGCAGUACAGUAGCACCCUCCGUCGCUCUCUCUCUCUCUCUCUCACACACACACACACACACACACAAAACACUGCAAUGUCCGCCGCCAGCACCGAGACGAGCGCCCCGUUGCCCGCGGCCGCCAGCCGGGUGUUCUUCCAGCCGCUGGCCGGGGUAGGGUGCGUUGGGUCCGGACCAAUGCCGCGGGACGAUCCGGUCCAGAGGAAGCAGGGGAAAGUGACGGUGAAAUACGACAGGAAGGAGCUGCGGAAGAGAUUGAUCCUGGAGGAGUGGAUCAUUGAACAACUGAGCGAUCUGUACGACUGUGAGGAAGAGGAGAUGCCAGAGGUGGAGAUAGACAUCGAUGACCUGUUGGAAGUCAACAGCGAAGACGAGAGAGCUGUCAAACUACAGGAAUCUUUAAUGGACUGCUAUAAACCCACGGAGGUCUUUGUCAGUGAGUUGUUAGGGAGGAUAAGAGGAAUGAGGAAACUCACUGCUCCCACCAAGAAGGGUCUAUAAUGGACGUCAACUCAACCAGCUCUGGACAAGUAGAGACAAUUCAAACUCAUCUCAACCGCAUCUCCUGCAACUCGACUACAUGGACCGUCCCAUAGCUCAGUGACAUUAUCCCCCAUUAUCCCUUAAAGGAAAACUCCUCCCCGCAAAAAAAUAUAUGUUGGUGUUUGUUUCAUUGUUGAUACAGUCCCAAAAUGUUUUGCAUGUUAGCAAUCAAGUUUUCAAGAUGUAUAACUUUUUUUUAUUUUUUAUAUAUAUAUAUAGAAAUACAGCCGAUAGAAUCUAUCAUACCAGUUGUAUUUCUCUAUUUUUGCCCACUACACAGCUGAUUUAAAUAACCGACUCAUCAUCAAGCUUUGAUUAUUUAAAUCAGCGGUUUUAAUUCUAAAAACCUAAAGGUGCAACCUGGGUCCCAGGACCGUGUUUGGGAAACGCCCUGCUCUACUCAACUCUAUGGUGACUCCUGCUCUACUCAACUCUAUGGUGACCCCUGCUCUACUCAACUCUAUGGUGACCCCUGCUCUACUCAACUCUAUGGUGACCCCUGCUCUACUCCACAGACAUGACAACAAUACUCAGCAUUACACAACUGAACAGCCAUAACACAUCAUCACAACCAAAUCAUAACCACUACAUAACACAAUACAACACAACUCACUACAUAACACAAUACAUCAGGGGCGGACUGGCCAUCUGGCAUUUCGGGCAAAUGCAACAUGGGCUGGUCCAUUUUUAGCCCAGUGGGCCUGUCUAACUUAGUUUUUUUUUGUGCAAAAUGAUCAUUAUCUGGCUAAUAAUGGGGUAGCCUCAAGGAACAAAAUGGGCCGGUGUGUUAGACAUUUCUGGGCCGAUUUCUGGUCCCUGUCCGCCCCUGCAGCACAUGACAACCACAACACAACACAACUCAACACUUGAUAUCCACUUCCCCUCUCUCUCCUCCCAAUCCCCCACUGUACCCCAGCAGCCAUUAACUAACUAUAGACUUUUAAUAUAUUUCCAGAGGGGUUUUAAUUUUUAAAAAUAUUUUUUAUAUUAAACUGAACAAAAAUAUCAACGCAACAUGUAAAGAGUUGGUUCCAUACGAGGGCCUCCCGAGUGGCUCAGCGGUCAAACUACAGCCCCGGGUUCGAUCCCAGGCUGUGUCACAGCCGACCGUGACCGGGAGACCCAUGAGGCGGCGCACAAUUGGCCCAGCGUCGUCCGGGUUAGGCGAGGGUUUGGCCGGCCGGGAUUUCCUUGGCCCAUCGGGCUCUAGCCCGGCCUUGUUGCGGGCCGGCCGCCUGCGGGCUGACUUCGUUCACCAGCUGGACGGUGUUUCCUCCGACACGGUGCGGUUGGCUUCCGGGUUAAGCGAGCGGUGUGUCAAGAAGCAGUGCGGCUUGGCUGGGUUGUAUUUUGGAGGACGUAUGGCUUUCGACCUUCGCCUCUCCCAAGUGCGUAGGAGAGUUGCAGCGAUGGGACAAGACUGUAACUACCAAUUGGGGAGAAAAAAUAUAUAAAUACAAAGAAAAAAAAAAUGUUACAUAAGCUUCAAAAGCUUAUUUUAUUCUAAAAUGUUGUUCACAGAUUAGUUUACAUCCCUGUUAGUGAGCAUUUCUCGUUUCCAAGAUAAUCCAUCCACCUGACAGGUGUGGCAUAUCAAGAAGCUGAUUAAACAGCAUGAUCAUUACACAGGUGCACCUUGUGCUGGGGACAAUAAAAGGCCACUCAAAAAUGUGCAGUUUUGUUGCACAUCACAAUGCCACAGAUGUCUCGAGUUUUGAGGGAGCGUGCAAUUGGCGUACUGACUGCAGAAAUGUCCACCAGAGCUGUUGCCAGAGAAAUUAAUGUGCAUUUCUCUACCAUAAGCAGCCUUCAAUGCAGUUUUAGAGAAUUUGGCAGUAUGUCCAACCGGCCUCACAAACGUAGACCACGUGUAAGCACGCCAGCCCAGGACCUCUACAUCCUGCGGGAUCAUCUGAGACCAGUCCCCCAGACAGCUGAUGAAACUGUGGGUUUGCACAACCGAAGAUUUUCUGCACAAACUAUCAGAAACCGUCUCAGGGAAGCUCAUCUGCUCGUCGUCCUCACCAGGGUCUUGACCUGACUGCAGUUUGGCGUCGUAACCGACUUCAGUGGGCAAAUGCUCACCUUCAAUGGCCACUGGCACGCUAGAGAAGUGUGCUCUUCACGGAAUAAUCCCAGUUUCAACUGUACCGGGCAGAUGGCAGACAGCGUGUAUGGCGUCGUGUGGGUGAGCUGUUUGCUGAUGUCAACGUUGUGAACAGAGUGCCCCAUGGUGGCGGUGGGGUUACGGUAUGGGCAGGCAUAAGCUAGGUCAACGAACACAAUUAAAAUUUUAUCGGUGGAAAUUUGAAUGCACAGAGAUACCAUGACGAGAUCCUAAGGCCCGUUGUCGUUCCAUUCAUCCGCCGCCAUCACCUCAUGUUUCAGCAUGAUAAUGCACUGCCCCGUGUCGCAAGGAUCUGUACACAAUUCCUGGAAGCUGAAAAUGUCCCAGUUCUUCCAUGGCCUGCGUACUCACCAGACAUGUCACUCACUGAGCAUGUUUGGGAUGCUCUGGAUCGACGUGUACGACAGCGUGUUCCAGUUCCCGACAAUAUCCAGCAACUUCACACAGCCAUUGAAGAGGAGUGGGACAACAUUCCACAGCCUACAAUCAACAGCCUGAUCAACUCUAUGCGAAGGUGAUGUGUCGCGCUGCGUGAGGCAGAUGGUGAUCAGACCAGAUACUGACUGGAUCUGAGCCACAAGUCCUAUCUUUUUUUAAAGGUAUCUAUGACCAACAGCUACAUAUCUGUAUUACAAAAUUAGGGCCUAAUUUAUUUAUUUAAACUGACUGAAAUAUUUUAAUUUGUUGUGUUUAUAUUUUUGUUCAGUAUAUUUACAGUAUUUUUGUUCAGUAUAUUUACAGUAUUUUUGUUCAGUAUAUUUACAAUAUUACUUAGCUACAUCCCCAAUUGUUUUAAUCAGGAUUUAUUGACAGUUUAGGGAGCUGGAUUUAUUGACAUAGCUUAGGGAGCUGGAUUUUUUGACGUACUUUGGGGAGCUGGAUUUAUUGACAUCGUUUAGGGAGAUGGAUUUAUUAACAUAGUUUAGGGAGCUGGAUUUAUUGACAUCGUUUAGGGAGAUGGAUUUAUUGACAUCGUUUAGGGAGCUGGAUUUAUUGACAUAGCUUAGGGAGAUGGAUUUAUUGACAUCGUUUAGGGAGAUGGAUUUAUUGACAUAGCUUAGGGAGAUGGAUUUAUUGACAUCGUUUAGGGAGAUGGAUUUAUUGACAUAGCUUAGGGAGAUGGAUUUAUUGACAUAGCUUAGGGUGCUGGAUUUAUUGACAGUUUAGGGAGCUGGAUUAUUGACAUAGUUUAGGGAGCUGGAUUUACUGACCUAAUUUAGGGAGCUGGAUUUAUUGACAGUUUAGGGAGAUGGAUUUAUUGACGUACUUUGGGGAGCUGGAUUUAUUGACAUCGUUUAGGGAGAUGGAUUUAUUGACAGGUUAGGGAGAUGGAUUUAUUGACAUAGCUUAGGGAGCUUGAUUUAUUGAUAUAGCUUAGGGAGCUGGAUUUAUUGACAUAGCUUAGGGAGCUUGAUUUAUUGACAUAGCUUAGGGAGCUUGAUUUAUUGACAUAGCUUAGGGAGCUGGAUUUAUUGACAGUUUAGGGAGCUGGAUUUAUUGACAUAGUUUAGGGAGCUGGAUUUAUUGACAUAGUUUAGGGAGCUGGAUUUACUGACCUAAUUUAGGGAGCUGGAUUUAUUGACAGGUUAGGGAGAUGGAUUUAUUGACAUAGCUUAGGGAGCUUGAUUUAUUGAUAUAGCUUAGGGAGCUGGAUUUAUUGACAUAGCUUAGGGAGCUUGAUUUAUUGACAUAGCUUAGGGAGCUUGAUUUAUUGACAUAGCUUAGGGAGCUGGAUUUAUUGACAUAGCUUAGGGAACUUGAUUUAUUGACAGCUUAGGGAGCUGGAUUUAUUGACUUAGCUGAGGGAGCUGGAUUUAUUGACUUAGUUUAGGGAGCUGGAUUUAUUGACGUAAUUUAGGGAGCUUGAUUUAUUGACAUAGUUUAGGGAGCUGGAUUUAUUGACAUAUCUUAGGGAGCUUGAUUUAUUGACAUGGUUUUGGGAGCUGGAUUUAUUGACAUAGCUUAGGGAGCUUGAUUUAUUGACAUAGCUUAGGGAGCUGGAUUUAUUGACAGGUUAGGGAGCUUGAUUUAUUGACAUAACUUAGGGAGCUUGAUUUAUUGACAGUUUAGGGAGCUUGAUUUAUUGACAUAGUUUAGGGAGCUCGAUUUACUGACCUAAUUUAGGGAGCUGGAUUUAUUGACAGGUUAGGGAGAUGGAUUUAUUGACAGGUUAGGGAGCUGGAUUUAUUGACAUAGUUUAGGGAGCUGGAUUUAUUGACAUAGUUUAGGGAGCUGGAUUUAUUGACAUAGUUUAGGGAGCUGGAUUUAUUGACAUAGUUUAGGGAGAUGGAUUUAUUGACAUAACUUAGGGAGCUUGAUUUAUUGACAGUUUAGGGAGCUUGAUUUAUUGACAUAGUUUAGGGAGCUCGAUUUACUGACCUAAUUUAGGGAGCUGGAUUUAUUGACAGGUUAGGGAGAUGGAUUUAUUGACAGGUUAGGGAGCUGGAUUUAUUGACAUAGUUUAGGGAGCUGGAUUUAUUGACAUAGUUUAGGGAGCUGGAUUUAUUGACAUAGUUUAGGGAGCUGGAUUUAUUGACAUAGUUUAGGGAGAUGGAUUUAUUGACAUAGUUUUGGGAGCUUGAUUUAUUGACAUAGCUUAGGGAGCUGGAUUUAUUGACAUAGUUUUGGGAGCUUGAUUUAUUGACAUAGCUUAGGGAGCUGGAUUUAUUGACAAAGCUUAGGGAGCUUGAUUUAUUGACAUAGCUUAGGGAGCUUGAUUUAUUGACAUAGCUUAGGGAUUGGCGGUCUUGAGCUGGUCACGACACACAACGUCCGCUGUUAACUCCGCAGCCAUUUCCUGUUGACAGUUAAUUGUAAUUUCAUGUUGAUAGUCAAUGAUGUCACUUCCUGUUGAUAGUUAGUGACGUAACGACCUAACAUAGCUGAUUUUAAAUGUAUGUGGGCAAGCACAAAUACAACACUCUCAGAGCUCUGAAAUGACAUUUUAAAAUGCCUGGUUCACUCACCUCGGUACAGGGGUCGUAGGUCAUGUGAUGUCACACAUAUAGAAGAAGCAUCAUCUGUGUGACAGAAUAGAACCUGAGAAGAAGAGACCCCUCUUCCACGAGACGCUGAACCUUAGGCUCCGUUACAUCCUAUUAUUAAUAUAGGAAUACAUUGUUUUUUAUACUUUUUAUGUGAAAUAACCUCAGCUUUCUAUAGUGGAGGAUUUUAAUGUUAUUUAUUGUGGAUAUAUAUCCGCUUCUUCUGUAAUACCAACUAGACUCAGAACCCCUCAGUCCGCUCCGAUACAAUCGCUACGCUGUAGUAGGGAGGGGGCCACGGCCCAUUUCAGUUCAGAUGAUCCCUGAAGGGUCUGACUUGAAAUGGAAGUGGUCCCCGACCCUGCUCUGUGCUAGAACUACAGCUGCCAAAGACAAAAGCGUUGUUAGUGAACUUCCUCUAGUGAAGACUAAAGCAGGACUACGUUAGUGAACUUCCUCUAGUGAAGACUAAAGCAGGACUACGUUAGUGAACUUCCUCUAGUGAAGACUACGUUAGUGAACUUCCUCUAGUGAAGACUAAAGCAGGACUACGUUAGUGAACUUCCUCUAGUGAAGACUAAAGCAGGACUACGUUAGUGAACUUCCUCUAGUCAAGACUACGUUAGUGAACUUCCUCUAGUCAAGACUACGUUAGUGAACUUCCUCUAGUCAAGACAACGUUAGUGAACUUCCUCUAGUGAAGACUACGUUAGUGAACUUCCUCUAGUGAAGACUAAAGCAGGACUACGUUAUUUUUAUUGUUUUUAUUUCAUAGUUUCGCGACCCCCGUUUUCAAAUCAGGUGACCCCGCGCGGGGUCGCGACCCCAUAGUUUGAUAAAUGCUGCUGUAGACCUUUUAGUGUUGAAAACUUUGUGACGAUCACAUAAUAACUUCUUCAGAAAACCAGGACAUAGUAUGGUGCUGUUUUAAUUCAUCUUCUUCUCGUUCGGUUUGGUGAUAGGGUCUAGUGUCGAUUGAUGACAGGGCUUUGUGAGGUGUGAAGUCAGCCUGGAUUGGUACGGAUGUUUUAGGGCAUCUAAAUAGUCCCCCAAAAAAUAUCUCCUCUCCUCCAUCUUCACUGACGUGAAAAAGCUGGACAGGUGCGACCUAAGUAAAGCCAUUUUGUUUUCACUUAAAUCUGUGUUCCUCAGAUCAGUUCAGAUUAAGAUAAGGAGAGGAGACAAGGAGAUGAGGAGAGGAAGCCACAACAGACUAAGUAGAUGCACCCUUGGUUUCCUGGCGUUUUGUCUUUAGGAUGCCUGUUGGUUUCUCUCUUUCAGCAAACUGUUCGUUCAGGGCUAUAGACUGACGAUGUACAUUAUUUUGGUACUUCCAUGAUUACGUGAAGAAGUAUUUUGGUACUUCCAUGAUUACGUGAAGAAGUAUUUUGGUAGUCUGUGUCGGUCUGUUCGGAGAGCUUUCAGUGUUCAUGUUUUACUAGCUUGAUCCGGGACACAUUUUAUUGACCCAGAAUCUUAUUAUUUAACACUUCUUUAUUUUAUUUUUUAUAUAACUUAUUAUGAAGAUUAUACUACAGAAAUGUUGUUUUGUGUACCUUUACGCCAAGCGUCUUUGUUUUUAAACUGUAAUGUGCGGCGUUACAAUAAAGAGACAGUUUGACAUGACAA
Molecule: messenger RNA, 7388 nt
Organism: Salvelinus fontinalis (brook trout)
Lineage: Eukaryota; Metazoa; Chordata; Actinopteri; Salmoniformes; Salmonidae
Product: protein phosphatase 1 regulatory subunit 14C-like
Exons: 4
Coding region: 180-605 (141 amino acids)
Biological process (GO): regulation of phosphorylation
Cellular component (GO): cytoplasm
Molecular function (GO): protein serine/threonine phosphatase inhibitor activity
Source: RefSeq, a predicted model, not a curated record